CUGGCCAACACGUCUACGCGCGUGUGUUAUAAAUACCGUCAUCACAAUAAGGCCACCGGCACAAUAAUUAUCAUUCACCGGUACCUAUUACACGCGUAUCGCGCGCUCAAACGUCCGCCGACCGGACAUGGACGCGUUGCGAUCGUCGCCGUUGUGACGUACGCGUCUCGUGAAGUACGGGAACCGCGACGAUAGCGGAGACGGCACGCGCCUCCGCCGUGACACCGGACAAUGAUGGGCCACGGCAUGGUAGCCGCGGCCGUCCUGCUGGUGUUCCGUGCGGCCGUCCUCAUGGACGCGGCCGCGGCCAACGUGGACAUUGGCCGCGGAGUGGACGUGCUCCAGCGGUUCGGCAUCAUCGGCGACGUGCUGUACGGCGACGUGUCCAACACCAAGGAGACGGUCACACGCGACAUACUCGAAGGCGCCGAUCGUUUCACGUGAGUAAAACAACAACCGUACAACCUACGCCACAGCCGCAGCCGCACAACACCAUUAGAUCGAUGAUAUUAAGCGGUGCAUAAUGUUGUAUGGGCUGCGUCCGAGUUCCGUCCUGAACGUAAAAUUUGAAUUUAUGAAUAUACUAUUUCCGUCCCGGGUUUUUAAAAUGGAUGUAAUUCCGUCCCAUGUAAUUUAUUUAGUUAUACCGGAGUUCCGUCCCUUUUUGCGUUUUCUACACUAUUAUAUCAAUAUAGUAUACAAUUUACGACUAUGAUAACAAUUUUAUAUUAUUUAGAAAUAAAGAUAUUACUAUUUCAUUUUUAAACUUUAUUUGUGCAUCUCCGUGUCUGGAUUUAUUAUUUUUUAUUUACUUAUGUAGUAAUAUUGUAAUAUUUUAGUUAUCUAACCUUGUUUUUAUUAGGGACGGCAUUGGUAUAAAAAAAGGUUAUUGGGAUAGAACUCAGAUGCAGCCACAUUAUGAAUACGAUGGAACUACGGUACGGAAAAAAAAAAAAAAAACCGGGAAAUUAUUAGGUAUCUAAUUGCCUGUAUCCGAUUAAAUCAAUUACAAUUAAAAUUGUAUUUUGAGUUGGUAAAAAUCUAUUAUACUGGAUCGAUUUCGGCAAUAUUUCACCUAAUGGCAUACGCAUUUUGAUUUAUACGAAUAUUAUAGUACAACAUUUUGCUUGUGGAUUCCCUUCAUAUACACUCAAUUUUUUCCCCACAACAGUUAAAAGUUUAAAAUUACCUAUGUACGAAAAAUGCAUGUGUGUUUGUUCGUAAUUAUCAACGAGGUCGAAAGUAUAUGGAUAUGUUGUAAAACGUUUGUAAAAUUAAAAUUUUUAAACGUGUACGAACCUUUCUGUUUUUCUUAAUUAACAUUAUAUUAUAAUAUGUGUGUUAUGUGAUGUAACUACCACGAGUGUAAUAUUUGGGGUGUAUAAUGAUUCGAUUUUAAAUAAAUAAAAUACACGUUAUUAUAUGUCAGCUAUUACUACGAAUCAAAUGAAUAAUAGAAAAAUUACAUGAACAAUAUAAAGCCCACAUUAUAAAUGGUUUAAUAUGUAAUACUGUUAUUGUAUGUUAUUUUAAAAAAGUUUCGAUUUUAAAAAUCAUAAUCGUAUGGUCAUUUUUAGUCGUUUGUUAUAAUCGACUUUAGUAUUAAAGAAAACGUACACAUUAUGCAAUCAUUUCGAUCUGUACUAAAAUAAUGAAAUUAAAUUAAUGUUUUUCGCUCUUAGAACUUAUCACCAAUAAAGUAAAAAAAAUAUACUUUCCAUUGAAUAGGUAUCCAUUAUUAUCAUAGAUAAUAUCACGUUUUGUUUUAGGCGUAUUAUUCUACAUACGCCUAAUACAUUAUUAGUAUAUAAUUUGCGAAAUGAUGAUUUUGAUAUACAACUCAAUCAAUCAAUUGGUAAUUUUUAUUCGAAAAAAUUGUAAUCAAAAUAAAAUGCGUAUCGAUAAAAUGCGUAUUACGUUUUAUUAAAUACCGUAGUUUUAACUCUUUUUAGUAAAAUAUCAUAAAAGUGUAACACCAUUGUUCUCUGGUAUUACGAAAUAAAGACUAUAUUUAAACUAAUAGUAAAUACGUAUAAAUAAAGAUAAAACUGUAAAUAGAACACUUUUAUUAGGUGGGUUCCUCUAUUUUGUAAUAUCCUGAUCAAAUUAGUAUAUUAAUCAGUAGGCAAUAUUAUUAUAAUAUUUAUUGUACCCGCCUAAUUUAUCGAUUUUAUUUUUUAUCAGUAAUUAUUAUUUUAAAACUAUUAGUAAAAAAUAUAUAUUUUCAAUGCUUUGGUUCAUAUUCAACCUUGAAUUGAUGUGGUGAUGCAGAUAUCAAUAGUUUUACGGUAAAAAUUAAAUAUAACACACCCAAGUAUAAAAUAUGAAUAAUAUAACUGUAACUUGUGCGCCGAACUGGAUCCUUAUUAAUUUAUCUAUCGUCCCAACAAGCUAUUUCGUCUCAUCGAAAUGUUUAAAAAAAACCAUCAGUGAGCAGCAUAACUUCGUUACUAUAAAGUUGAAUUCCCCCCUCCCUUUCACCUAUUUUAUAUUAUAGAAAUAUUCUUUGUAAAACAAUAAAUAAUAACCGAAGAAUAAAACAAUAAUACAAUACCCACUAAACUAUGCUAUAAUAUUAUUCUAUUCCUAAAAAGGCACGUCCUUGAUACGAACACCAAAACUUUCAUCCCUCUGACUUUUAAUUUGGGGUGUUCAAAAUUAAAAAAAUAUUCUCUACCCACAACUGUAUAGUGGAUUUCAAGCCAAAGUUGUUCACUUCAAUCCGCGUUUAAAAUAAUUCUGAUUCUUGAGUUCAAGUAAGAAGGAAGCCGCUAAAAGUAUCCAAAAAUAACGGGGAAGAGAUUAAUAUAGGUACCUACACACAACAAACACAAUAAUAUUGACAGAGCAAUAUUCUCAAUUUCAGCAAAAAUCUCUAAAUAAAUACAGAAAUUUUUAAUAAUUAUAAAAAUAUUUAUUGUUCUAUCAUCAACUCUAAUAAAUUAAUUAUAUAUAUAUAUAUAUUUCGAUUAGAGUAUCUUUCAGUAAUAAAUUAUUAUCUUUUUUUUUUAUAUUGCACGUUUGCGGCCUUAUAUGAUAAAAUAAGUGAUGACUGAUUAGCACGAUCAUUGAUAGCUGAACGAUAGCCGAGUGCUUCCGAUUAUUUGAGGUGUACAAUUUUAACUAGGUACAUACUUAAUUAUGUAGCCCUAUUAAUUAAUAAUUAAUAACGAUUGUUGGUCUAAACAUUUUAGAUUCUGAGUGGAGUGAAGAAGCUUAUGGUUUUACAAAGAUGUAAAUUCUUUAUUUUUUAUUUUUUUUUUCUGUGAUGGACAAUUUUUUUACCGAAGGAUUUGCUCCAAUUUUUACGUGUAGCAAAUUUUCAGAAAGGUGUGGGGAGGGAGGUAUCUUAAAGAGGUCAUUUUUAAAGGAAAAUUUACAAAAUAUAAUACAUAUAGUAUUAAGAUUUUUUUUUCUGUGGACAACUUUUCUACCAGCAAUUUCGCUCCAAAAUUUAUUGACAGCAAUGUUUCUGAAAGGAAGUUUCACUGGAGAGGUACUUUAAGGAGGUCAUUUUUUCAUUUUCCCCGAGUUUUCUCAACAAAUAUGAAAAAUCGAAAGAAACGGAGGAAAAACGGGAAAAUGUACGAAAUAUAUUUGUUUAAUUUUUUUUUCUAUGGAUAUUAUUAAAGAAAAUAUAUAUAGCCUAUUUAAUUAUUUUAAUAUAAUAUCACAUAUAUAUUGUCGACAAAGCAUCACUAUCUACUGAACUCAGCUCAGAAUCGUUUUUCGUAAGCAAUGGUUUAGUGGGAAGUAUACAUUUUUAUGAAUAAUUAAUGUAAGGUGGGUGUGAAGCGAAGCCCCCAUGGAUUAGGUUGAGGUUAAUUACCCUACUUUUUUUAUAUAUAUCAUAUAAAAAAUGACCCCCUUUUUUAUUUAUUCAAUUCAAGCACUGGGUAUUGGUGUAAAUUAUGUACCACACAAAUUUUUUUCAGCUCUAUAAAUGACUAUAUCUGUUUUACCUUAGUGCUGUGGCAUAUUUAGGAUUCUGUCAAGAAAGUAAUACUUAAGUAUCUACUAAAUUUAGAAAUUGUGUAUAAAAUAUACAUUUUUGUAAGAAAUGUAUAAUUCACAUGCCCUGACAUUUUCAUUGAAAUCAAAUAUCUAGGUACGAGAACUAGUAAUUAUUAUAAGUACUUAUUAUAGGUAAUAUCAAAUCUACCCUCAUUCAUACUAUAGUGGUUAGAUCGAUUUUUUUUUAACCUUCGUCUGACAGCGAAAUUUUACAACGUUAACGAGCGAUAUCAGUACCUUUGUAUAUUUUGUAUAGCAAUCCUCAGUGAAGAUAUUCUUUAUCUGCGAUAAAUAAAUAAUAUUUAUAUCUUAUUCUAAUAAACUUAAACAUCAUUUAGAAACAAAAUUGAUGUUACUUUCUUUUUACAUAAUUCACAUGUAAAAUGUAUUAUUACAAUUGUACCUUCACCGCCUUUAAUGAGUGUAUUUACAAUUCGAUUUCUUUUCUUAGGAAAAGUUUAAGAUAUUCGUCUCAAGUUAACUUAAUAUUAAUUAACUAAGCAAUUUAGAGAUGUCAUAACCAGGGCGAAAUAAAUGUUUCCUCUUAAAUACUCCACUGCCUAUGAUGUGAAUCCAUAUCACUUUUAAAGAUAGUCGGAAUAGGUUCUUAAACUGAAAUAUACCUAAUAGAUCUACGCAUACAUAUACGAAAAUAAUAUAAGAAUACAAUAUACCUAUUCCUAGAAAACUAAGUUAGGUUAGGUAGGUUAGAUUACUAAUUACGCUUUGCCCCACAUUUCCAUAUUCUACAUUUAUUUUAAUUAGCUUCGAGACUCAUUGUAUCCGUUUAAAUGCUUGCUAGUUAGUAGGUACCUAAUUACUGUAUUGUAAUAUUAUACAUUUAGGAAAAAGGAAAUAUGAAACAUUAGAUAUACAAAUAUAUUAUAAUUAGGUGUGCAAAUUUGAAUGUAAAAAGUGUACACUAUAGUAUUUAACUACCUAUUAUGAGUUAUCGUUACUUUUGGCGUAUAUCAACUAAAAUGGGUACUUCUGUGUUAUCUUGACUACUUUGAAUGCAUAACCGUGUUAUCUCGACAACUGAAAUAUUUCCAAGACUACCUAUUAUGAUCAUCCAUAUUAUCUCGACUACUACCGCAAUUUAUUAAACAAUAAAAAAAUUAUACAUCAUAUUAUAUCGCUGAAAUUUAAUUAAAAUUUAGAUAACAUUUAAUUAACAUUUUAAAAUGUUAAGCAAAAAUUAAAUAAUUAGUAUAGUAAAAAUAUCUGGUAAAAAUAAUGUAAAAAACAAUCUAUAAUUUCGAACAAAAAUAAAAUAAAAAAACAUUUAGUUAAUAAUUAUUUUACGGAGGAAAGUUGGUUUUAAUACCCAUUUGAAUUCUAUUAAAUGGUGAAUCGUUUGCAAGGUUUUGUCGCUUCCUUCUCUGAUGAUGAGAAAUUAAACAAAUUCUUGUUGACAAGACGAAGUGCGUAGGUACUGAUAGUAUAUUAUAAUAACUGACUACAAUAAGCGCAACUAGACCACCAAUUCUGGGGGUGCUAAAAUUAUGAGCACACCAAAGACCCAUGACUACUAUGCCCCCAUAAUCCCCUUUCUAUGACUCUUACAAUAGUCGACUACACCUUUCAUUUACAAUUUUGUAUGUACAAAUUUAUCAUGAUUAUUUUAACAUUAUUUUUUAUACACACAUGCAUGGUCUGUGGGAAACCUGUAUUUUGUUCUGUCCAUGAACUAUGAAAUACAUGGAUAAAAUAUUUUGUCAUUACUACGAAAAACCUGAUUAGGUGUUUUGGGGGUGCUAAUUUUAAACCCGGUGAUAAAGACCCCUUAGCAAGUCCCUAGUUGCGCCUAUGCUAGUGACAAUACUAUGGACAAUUAGAACGACUGUCAACUGACUGACGAAAUAAAUACCGACAUAAAAUUAUAAAUUAUAUAUUACAAUGACACAGAUUACAACGCGGGAACAUACAUUUCUAAAUAAAUUCCUAUACGGAGGUAAUCGAGAUAACCCAGAUAAACUAAAUACUAAAUUUACUUUAUUUUACUUUACCAAAUUUUCCUAUCUACAACAGGUUUUUUUGUUUUACACAAUUUUUAUAGUUACUAUGGUUUUGUAAAACAAAAAAACUGUUGUAGAUGGGGAUAUUUGGUAAAAUAAAAUAAAGUAAAUUUAGUAUUUAGUUUACAUAUAGGUAAUACGAUUUUGACGAGAAGAUUUCCUAUAAUGUUUAACAUUAAGGGGGGAGAGGGAUUUCUGUGAGUAUUUUUUUUAUCUAAUCGGUGUAUUCUGGUAGUCCCUUUUUUAAAUUCUUAGUUUCUUUUUUUCUAUUCAUAAUGGGUAGACCUAACGAAAAAUAACGAAAUCAAAACUUUAAACACGAGCGUUUUAACAAAAUAGAGACCCGGAAACACCCCGAAAUCUUAUUUAUUAAAAUUUAAAUUUCUAUGCAUAAGUGCACAUUUGCGGAAACUGCAUUAGACCAUAUCCAACAUUCUCAACUUCUCACCUACAACAAUUAUAGCCUCAAGCCUGAAAAUAGUGCAUAACCGUAACCUAAACUAACAUUUUCCUUAAUAAUUAAUAAUCUAUAAAUAAUUAUUGAUACAGGUAAUGUUCAAUUACAUUUUAUAUAUUAUGAGUAUUGGAUACAAUAUGUUAUAUAGGCAUAUAUAUAAUUAUAUUCGUAUUUCGAUUAAUUUUCUUAAUGGUUUCUAAUUAAGUUAAUUUUUUUUUAUUAAUUUGAAAUUUCAUAAAAUAUAUACCUGUAGAUAUUUAAAUAUUUAUUUCUAGCAUUUAUUGUUUAUAAAUAAUAUUUAUAUAUUUAGAUGUGAACAUAUCAAAUAGUCCAGUUACACUCUGUAUACACCUAAUCCAUUUUUGUAUUUUUUUUAAAAAAAAGUUUCAAUUAAAAAUUAAUUUUUAAUUUUACCACGUUCAUUUACAACACUAAUUACAAAAUGUCGAUUGUAAAAGUUAUCACCGUACAUUUAAUAUACAAUGAGAACUCGUAUACCUAAAAUGCUUAAAAUGCAUAAACCACAAUCAUUUCGUAAUAUCCGCCUAAAAUAUCACGUGAUAGAUUUAAUAAUAAUUAUAAAAUAUAACUAGAUUUAUUAAAGAUUCUAAUUACAGUUUCUGUAAGUUUUCUUUAAACAUAUUUCACCUUUGAUAAUAUUUUACGUAUGCAAUAUUAUCAAAAUCAUAAUAAUAAUAAUAAUAUUUAAUAUUGACCUUCAGAAAAACUGCAGCAUUCGGAAUUUUUAUUUUUUAUCAAUGCAACAAUAAAAGCUGUUACUUUUUUUUUGUUCUUGUAUGUAUUUGGUAUACAAUUAUUUUGUUGAAUUUUUUAGUUUAUAACAUAAAGGUUAAAAACUGGUCGUUUUUUUAGCGAUUAAUAAUAUAGUACGUUUUAUUUGCAAAUUGAAACGUUCUAAAUAAUAAAAGUUAAAAAAGUAUCAUAAUUUUUUACCGUAAUUUCAUUAGUAUAAUUUUAGAUUCUGAGCGAAGCGAUAUUCUGACCGUAACUUUGAAAAAAAGGGGGAGGGGUUGUUGAUGAAAAAUGUUGUCUAGUUGGUGCAUUAAAGAGGUCAUUGAUUAUUUUCCUUGCGAAUUUCUAAAAUUAUAAAUAACUAUAUAAAAAAAAACAACUGAGCAUAUCGGAAAAAUUAUUAAAUAUACGAAAAAACGAUUUUUAUUAUUUUCGAUUUUAUUAUUUUGUUUUGAUUCAAUUAGAAAUAAUCUUAAAUGCUUGAAAUUAGCUUGAAUACUAUGUCCUUUGUAGAUGUGAUAAUAUUUUCAAAACAUUCGAGUGAUUUUUGAGUUAUUUAUAAGUUAUAACCAUUUGUAAUUUUAUUGUUUAUUUAGUUUUUAUUUCGUUUUACGUAGAUAAAAUUAUUUUGAUCCGGCGUAAAUAAUUAAAAAUAUAAAGUUAUAGAUAUAAUGUGGUAUAAUAUUUUUAUUUUGAUAAUUGUUCAAAAUUCAAAUAUGUAUGAAAAUCAUAAUCAUAAUCGAGGAAUUUCAAAAUAUAUUUAUCUAAAUUUGGCUCGGAAUCAGGUUUUGUUAGCAAUAAAUUUAUAUAGCAAUUAUGUUAGCAAUUUAUUAUAGAUUUAAAUUAAAUUACCAUAUAUAUCUUACUUUCCCAAUUCCCACAUACAACAUUUACAUACCCAUCAGCAGUAUUAGCCGUCUUUUUUUAAAUAACAAUGGGUUUACAAAUUUAGGUAUUUUAAUAAUUGUAUUGCAAACUUGUAUUUACCUAAGUUUAAUACUUGUGUAGUUUAUACUUAUACAUAAAUAUAAAUAUUAAAAUUAUAGGUAUUUAAUUAAUAAUAUAAUCCGUUGACAAUAAUUGUAAUUUGUUUGCCUAUACCUAUUCAUAUAUUAUUAGCAAUACCGGUUAAAUUAUAUACUAAUUUAUUGUAAUUAAAAAAUUACCUCAUAAGUUAUAGUUCAUCGGGCAAUCGAGUAUGUAGAAUAGGUACACCGCAGAUUUUGUAUAGAAUCGAUGAUUAGGAACAUACUGAUUAUAAUUUUGAUACCUGUUCGUAAAAAGUAUAUACACAAUAAUAAUUGUUAUUAUUAUUAUUAUUGUUAUAUCAAUAUAAUUAUUGUAAUAUCAAAAAGUAAUUUUACGAAACUAUUUUUAAAUUUAACUAUGGUUAGUUUCAUUUUUUCAAUAUUCUAAGAUUGAUUUUUGUCAAUCAACUUAAAAUAAUCUAUAGGUUCCUAUACAACAAUUAACAUGAUCUUUCAACUUCUUCAAACUUACCUAUUGGCAAGGAACUUUUAUGAAAACUUUUAGAUUCCGAGUGAAUUAGUUUUACUAUGGUGUGUUUUCUGUCUGUAAAUAAAUUUUCAACCAGAAAUCUCGCUCCAAUAAAUGACAAGAGAGUUUUUUUGUAGCAUUUUGGAAAAUUAAAGAUUUGGUGCAUUAAGGAAAUCAUUUGAUUUUCCAAGCAGUUUUCGUAAUAAUUGGGAAAAACGAAUAGGAAAAUAGAUAAAUUUACGGCGAUAAAUGUUUAAUUGUUUUUAUUUUAUUUUUUUUUUGUUUUUAGUGAAAUUUUGAACGUAACAAAAAAUCAUACAAAUUUACUCAACAUCACAUUUUGUCCCGAUUUGGACUGCCUAUUUGAUGUUUAUUUUGAUGGUUUUCAAGUAGAAUUCGCUGAUAAACCGUGGAAACUGUUGACAACAAGCAGAUCAUUACACAUGAUAUCGGAUCGAUUUGGUCUACCUGACAUGGCAAUGGGUUUUGGACAAAAAUUUGUAAUCGUAUCUUACAGACGACCAUUGAAGCGAAUUAAAACGUACGAUAACUUUACUCAAAUAGCAGAACUAAAAUCAACAUUGGUUGAAAAAAUAAAAUGUAUAUCCAUUGGUAUAGAAUCUAUGGUGACAGAUUUUAUUGCAGAAUAUGGAUCACAUUAUAUUGACGAAUACACAAUAGGAGACACUGUUUUUCAGGUAACUCGUUAAGCAUAUAUGCAUAUCCGUAUAUAGAUUUUAAAUAAUAACCAAAUUUACAAUUAUGGCUAAUCUCUAUUAAAGUAUAUCUAUUUUUAUAUUCAAAGGUGUAUUUGGGGGAUGAGGGAUUUGGAAGUUUGACCCAUUGGCUUUUUUAUUUUUACAUAACGUACAAAAUCUUUAAAAAAUAUCCCCACAAGAAAGUUUUCUAAUGAUCUUUCCAUACAAUAAUUAUGUAUAUUUUUACUGCUCACAACAAUAAUGUAUCAUAAUAAUACAAUCGAUUAUUUAUUAAAAGCCAAUUAUUUAUCUAAAUAAUAUCAUUAAUACGUCAGAGUCCGUGAUAGUGAUCAUAUCAUGUUAUUUAUUUAAGUAUGCAUUAUAUCAAUAGGCACUUGAAAAUUAUAUUAACAGUGCGAAUAAUAAUUGGUAUUAUAAUGAAAGUUUAUAAUCAGAAUUUCAGAAUUGUAAUGGACAGAUAGGUAAUCUUUCAUUCUUAAUAUCGAUUAUGUGAACAUGUAAUUAUAAUAUAAAUAAGUCUUUAAUUGUUUAAUCUACUACGUUAAAAAAAAAAAAAAUAAUAAAAACAAUUAAUCAAUAAUUAGGUAUAUUAUCGUAAUAUUAUACCGAACAUAACAUUAAGGAAGUCCGCACUCAAUGUUAUUAAUAUUAUUAUAGGCUCUUAUAUAAUAAUGUAUACAAUAUCUUUCUACGCGUUUUGAAGUUCAGUCAUAUCAGAAACUUAAGGGGGCUAAGAGGAUUGCAUUGGACAUCGUUUUCAAACAAAUGUUUCUAUAUAACGCUAACAUCAUUAAAAUGUGUGCUCUCGCCUCUCAAUUUUAGUUGGUAAUAUAUUAUUACUUUUAUUUUUUUAUUAUCUAAUUAUUAUACUCGAAUAAACCUUAAGAAAUUAAUAAUGUUCAAAUUAUAGCACGAUCUUAUAGAUAAACAAUAUGAAUGUACAGUGGAAUACCGAAUGAGAGAGUACUAAGUAAUUAAAUAAUUAUUACAUAAAUAACACGAUUAUAUCUGAAAAAAAAAAAACUUAAUAAAAGCCAAAAGUGUGUUUAUUUAUGUCUGUUGAAUAUGUGUAACAUGUAUAAAAUAAACGAACAAAUUAUUUUCGUCAAAAAUCGAUAUUUAUUGGGGUGGGGGAGGAUUAGCAUAAACAAAAAUACCACCCGAUUGCCAAAACCCGAGUACGUCUUUGAAUCAUAUAUCUGCUAAAACAAUAACCAAUAUGACGCAUAAAUAUGAUUUUUUUUCCAAUUUGAACCGAUUACAGUGGAGAAUCUGUUCAAAUAUUACUACCUACUGCUAUCAUCGUUCAGCAUGAUGAUGCGUAGGCUAAUCUUCCACUAAAUCCCUUAGCGAAUAAUAUACAAAAUAUAUACAGAAAGCCUAGGAACUCUAACUAUAAAUGUUCAUGUUUUCAAAAAAAUAUACAUGAUAAUGUGAAACGAAAAUGAAAAACGUCGAAAUUAUCAAGUUUUCUACAAUUAUUUAUCUUUUUUAUUGAAUUCUAAUCAAAAUCGAUUUUGUUUGAAAAAUUUACAAAAAUAUCUUUAUUGGUAAUAAGUACGUUUAUCAUAAGUCAAUAUAAUAAUGCGUUUUUAUCUUUAAUAAUAUUGAUUGUUCUAAUAGUCCAGUUUCACUUGCUUGUUUUUCAUACCUAUAGGUUUUGGUAUACCUCCCGGUGUUCUACGACAUGUUUUACAAGUGUGUGCUGAACAACUGUUCAGAAUCAGAUACGGCUCUGUACUUAUCCCCAGUGUACACGGAAUACCAGGGCCAAGUGACGAGCAUCGGAUCUAAGGACAUUAUGGAAAAAUGGAUAGAAACCAAUUUGCAAAUGGAGACCUCGCAGGGUGACAAGUACGUUAGUCUAUACGCACUCAAAAACCGUCCGGACUUGUGCCGCGAGUUAGCCACACACAUGGACGGCCAGUCGGUGGUCGGGCUUCACCUGAAAGUCGUGUCGACGUUUUUUGCUGACCCCGUUAAGAGGACGUGGUUCGCCGAAGUGCUAGACAAUCACGUGAAACUGCGUGAAGUCAAUCUCUGAUAUACCUCCAAUACCUACCAAUACCUAUCUACCAAUACCUCUCUUACAGUAAAUAUCAUCACCGAAUAGACCGCAAACAUACUCGUAUAUCUGCAGACUAACGUAAGACACUCAUUAUUUCGGAAAUUAUUUAUUUUAUUCAGAAUUUUUUUUUAGAAAAUUUAAGAAACAAUUAGCUAUAAAAUGUUACGUUACUGCUCUUUCUCGUUAUCUAUAUUUUAGGAAGUGGAACUACCCAGUUAUAGUUUUGAUAUAACAACCUAAAUUAAAACUUCCAUAAAAAAAUGAUAUUUUAAUGUUGAUAUUUUUAAUUUUCGUCAACGUGAAUUAUUCAUAUUUUAAAUUUAUAAUUUAAAAGUUAGAGGGAUAGUGGUGGAGCAUUAUUUGUAGCGUGCGAUGUUUAAUUACUAUUUAAUUUAUAUUCAAUAUAAAUAAAACCCUUACCAGAAAACGAUUAACUCAAUAGUAAAAUAUCUCUGAUUUGGGGGGAUCAAAAAUGUCAAGACCAAAAUGAAUUCAAACUCAAACUUCAUACUGAUGAAUAAAUUAUUAUGAAGUUAAUUUUUUUUAUGUAGGUUGCCAUUUUAAAACUAAAAGUGGGUUUCAUCUUCAAAAAUUUAGAUUACAAAAGAUAAGGGCAAUGGCAUAUUUUAGAGCUGCUUAGUUUUUACAUUUUCUAAAAAAUAAAUUCUAAAAAAUUUAGGUAAUAUCUAUUUUUUUAAAUAACGGAUGUCUUAUGUUAUGUAUAAUAUACUUUGUAUAGUGUAUGACAAAAAUUAGUCUGGUGACCAGUUGGUAAAUUCUAAUUUUUGAACGUUAGGUUAAUUUUGUCGUGUUUUUUGAUUAUAAUACGAGUAAGUUUAUACGAGCAGGUAUAGGUUAUUCUACAUUGUCCAUACGAAUAUGUGACAUUCUGAUGAAUAACAUGCACAAGGGGAAUCUAAAUGAUUAUUUAUUUUAUUUAUUAGUGCACAUUGGAAAAAUACUCUUAACAAUCUUGGAUGCUGGAAGUUAAUGGUUAUUGCCUAACCUAUAAAAUUAUAUAUUAUUUUUGUGUAUGGCCAGUUAUAAUUCUCGAAGAAGAUGAUCCAUACUCACAGAGGCGGAUCCAGAAAUUUUUAAAGGGGGCACAUUAUUUACAUUUUUGGUAAAUUAACUAUCAGUUUUGUAUCAAAUUAAUAUAAAAUAUACAAAUAAAAAUUGUAGUCCAUUGACAAGGGUGCACGUGCCCUUAUGCCCAUCUGAAUUUACCACUGUGCACUUAUGUUAAAUAAUCAUGUUUUUCUUUUCAAUCGUAACUUGAAUCGUGAUACCGAUACUUGCAGCAUGCCAGUAUAAUAUUGUAUUAAUAUGUACCUACAUACUUAAUGCACAAUAUUAUUAAAUUAGAACUAUUAAUGUAAUAUACAUGUUGAUGUCAAGUCAAUUUUAAUGUACCUAACUAAUAUCUACCUUAUUGAUUUGUUACUUUUAUAUGUUUGAUGUAUAAAUAGGCACAUUAAGUUUAAACCUACACAUAGGUUUUAAAGCGUGUACAAAUAUACAUAUUAUAGGAUUUAUUAAAAUAAAAAUCAGUAUUUCUAAAUGUGCCCAUACAUUACAUGUAUUCAUGCAUUUAUCGUACUUAUAUCUUAUUCUUAUAUUUAUUUGUGUUGAGUUGUGCAUUUCCAACAAAUAGGUACCUACCUACCUAUACUAGUACACUAUACUAGUUAUUACCAACUUUAAAACUUUCUGACUAUAAGUCAGCUAGAAGUUUUAUUUUACAAAGUGAUAUUAAUAAAACUUAAAACAUUUUUAUGUAAUUAUAAUUAAAAAAAUAUUAUAGCAGAGGUUUCCACAGUGUGGGUCACGACUCAAAAGUGGGUCAUUACUCAUAUUUUUAGCGGUCUUCAUUAUAUUUUUAAAUAGAAAUAAAACAUUUUUAGAUUAUAAGUGGAGCGAGGAAGGUAUUGGUUUUAAAAUGAUGUUUACUUAUUUUUUUCUAUCUGUAAACAACUUUUUACCAGAGAUCUUGCUUCGAUUUACAAGCACUUUAUAGCAUUUUCUCUGAAAGUAAAUCUGACUGGGUAAUACCUUAGGGAGGUUAUAUUUUGAUUUUCCUAAGAGUUUUCCCAAUAAUUUGGAAAAUUGAAAAAUGUACACAAUUUUGGUAUUAGUUAUAAAAAUAUUACAGCCAAUCUAUACUUGCCAAUAAGAGUAUCCGAUUAAACAAACUAUAUGAACAAUCCAGAAAUGAAAAUUAAACAGAAAAAAAAGGGCCAUUGAUAUUAUUCUGGGUUGCCAAAAUUUAAAUUAUUUCCAAAAUAGGUGGUAUCAUAAAAAGUUUAGGAACCUCUGUAUUAUAGCAUUUAUAGGUACUUAUAUAUUAGAUAUACUAUAUAAGAUAUUAUUUGAAUUGAAUAGAAUCACUACUGCUGCUACUUUAAACUAGAAUGAUUGAUAACAUCUAGCUAUAUUUAUACGUCAUGCAGAGUGACGAAUUUCAGUCUUAUAAAAGACCCGAAGAUGUCAAAUCUAAAAGCAAACAUAAAUAAUUGUAUAAAAUAACAAUUUAAAAUAUUUUCUUCACAUCAGAGUAAGAUCCAGGAUAAAAUAACGAGGGAGGGGGGUUGAUUUCAAAAAUGUAUAUAAAGCACGUUUAUGAUGAAAAUUAAGUAUAUUCAUGGAGUAUAUUCAUUAAGUGUAACCAGGGAUAUUUAAAUGUUCAUGACCCCUCACCUUCUUUUUGGUUCUUAUAAGACGGGGGGAUACAAUUUUUGUUAUAUUUUUCUCAUACACUAAUUAUUGAACAACUAAAUAAACUAUUUAGUAUUUUGUUAUCCUUUUUUUUGUAUUUAAUAAUAGGUAAUAAAGGUAAACUUCCCAGAGUUAAAAUUUAAUUAUUUGAAA
This is a messenger RNA of Cinara cedri, 14394 nucleotides long. The record is from the annotation of a GenBank genome assembly. Lineage: Eukaryota; Metazoa; Arthropoda; Insecta; Hemiptera; Aphididae.